AUGAGUGAGCCGAAGCGUUUGCUGGAGGUGGCCAAGCAGCUUCGCCUCCUCCUGGUCGCAGGAGAAUGUCUGAGCAGGGUGGAAGUAGUCAAGCUGGCCGUUGAAUUCGCGCAGAUCGCCCAACGAUACCUGGUUGCUGAUUUCCCUGCCUCGAUUGAGAAGGUGGAAAAUGACGAAUUCAGGGUCGUGGAAUUCAUAAUCGGCAGGAAGGCCGAUUGCAGCUCACCUGGCGAUCUGAGCGGCUGGGAAUCCAAGGACGAGAAAACAAAGGUCGAUAUGCUGGAGUGGUGUCUGCUGGAAGUCGGCAUCUUGAGCAACAUCAACGCCAAGUACUGGACGGUGGUCCGCGGAGCCGAGCUGCAGCUGCUGGGCAACGCCUUUCUCGGCAAAGUCAAGGACGAAGGGGAGUGCAGAUGCGGGACAUGUGGCGCCACCGAUGAGCACGAGAUUUGGCUGAGGCGCGUCGAUGGCACAACCUCUUGA
Messenger RNA from Pyricularia oryzae 70-15, 483 nucleotides. RefSeq lists its product as uncharacterized. The transcript has 3 exons. Bases 1 to 483 code for a protein of 160 amino acids. The record is from RefSeq and is a predicted model, not a curated record. NCBI's taxonomy places the organism in Eukaryota, Fungi, Ascomycota, Sordariomycetes, Magnaporthales, Pyriculariaceae.